Molecule: messenger RNA, 1962 nt
Organism: Durusdinium trenchii
Lineage: Eukaryota; Dinophyceae; Suessiales; Symbiodiniaceae
Source: the annotation of a GenBank genome assembly
UACUUCUGGGUCGAAGCUUCACAGCCAAGAAACUCCCUCAUUUCGCAUCGCCAUCCAUGGCGGAGCCUCCAGAACAUGUCUACGGCUUCCUGCGUGCCUCGGGCGUGGUAUACCAGUUGGAGGAAGCAGAAACGACCAUCGGUCGUGGAGAAGAGUGUUCCUUGGUGCUGGAUGGCCGCGGUGUCUCACGGAACCACGCGCGCUUGUACUUUGAUCACCAGGGCCCACAGCUUUUGGACUUGGGUUCUAGCAAUGGAACCUUUGUGAACGGUGUUCGCUUGCGACCUGGUCCGCUGAAUGCAGUGCUUCUGCAGCAUGGCGAUGUGAUCCGCUUGGGCCUUGCGAAGUGGACCUUCAGCUUCGAGCUGCCACGGAAGACCCGCGCCGAUGCGGAACCGCCGCGCGCUGGACUUCGACCCGGCCGCGCGAGUCCACCGCGCGGACGGGCGCGAGAAGACGCAAAGGACGGCGAGAAGGUCGCGCCAGAGUCACCCAAGGAGGUGCCCAAAGGCGAGCCCAAGGGAGAAGAUGGCAAGGCCGUGCGCUGGGAGUCGAUGGAUGGCAAGACACCUCACCGGCCACAGCAUCAGAAUGGCUUAAUGCAUGGAUCUCCCUAUGCAAAUCCCAUGAAUGUGCUGCCCAUGCCCUUUCCCGUGAUGCCACCCAUGCCCUAUCCGCCUCAGAUGCCAUGGGGGAGCCCACCGCAAGCUGAAAGAGCAAACCAUGAAGUUGAUUCAUCCUGGAAGAAUGAGUUGCUUCAGAAACUCUGGCAGUUGGAGGCCAACAUCUCAAGGCUUGCAGAUGCCAAUCAGGAGAUUUGUGAUGCCAUGAGAUCUGACAGCGCCAAGCUGCCCCAGGCCGAGCCCGAGAGCUUCGAGCUCGCUGAGGCGCUGGGUGCCCUCACCUCCGCGGCCGAGCGGCUCUCCGCCCACGCGCAGCUGCUGGGCGCGAAGCCGGAGCUGGAGCCGGUCGAGCCGCUCGAGCCGCUCGAGCGGGCGAAGCUUCAAGAGGAGAAGGUGGAGGAGCCGCCCAUCGCACCGCCUCGAUUGGACCGCCCAACACCUGUGCCAGCUCGACAAGCUCCGGGGCCAGCUCAGAUCGUGCCCGCACGCCCAGCUUCGCGUGGACACGCGCCAGAGGUAGGCCAAGCAGUGGAGCUACUGAAGCCUGAAGAGUUAGUGGAACGUUUAGAUCCCUUGGAUUUGGACGCGCUCAUCAUGGAGACCCAGCGAAAUCUGUCCCUUUAUGCCUUGGUCUCCGGAGCCGAGCUGUCCGAGGAGAAGGACAACAGCAGUGUCUCGUCCAUGCCUUCGAGUUCCUGCUACAAGCAUCUCAUGCUCGAAGGCGCUGAUCCGACCGACACGGCUGGCGCCGUGGUGAGUGCCUUGAUGUCGGAGCUCGAAACACUGGAGCGGCUCAACGCCCCGCGCCGCACGGCCGACGCGUCGUCGCCCCAAACGGCCGGAACCGGCGGCCCGCGGCGCUGGCGGGCCCUGCGAGCGGAGUUGGAGCGGCUGCGACAGGAGGAGCAGAUUGAGGCGGAACGACUCGAGAACUUGGAGGUGAUAGAGAAGGCGUUGGUGGAGGAGACUGAAGCAGAGUUCUCGCAGAUUCAAGAGGCCUCCGAAAAAGGACUCGCAGCAGAAGAGCUUUCCUCUGAGUUGCUGAAGGAACUGGCCCGCCUGGAACAGAUCAAAGAUCGUCUGGCAGCGGAAUUCUCUCGAUGCUCCCAGCAGCUGAUGGAUGAGAAGGCUUUGUAUCAGGAGGAGAAGUCCAAAGCGGAAGAAGCGAUGAAGUUCCACACCCUGGCAGAGGAAGCUGCUGAUCAAGCGGAAGAAGACGAACACUCAGGCCGCGCACCGCGCAUGGCCACGCUGGAACGGGUGAAACGCGCCCUGACACAGCUGAGCGAAACGAAAAUCCAGGCACGCUGUUGUUUUCCUCCAGCUUUUGCUGACUAAG